GAACCCCAGAAUCUAACAGGUGUCUUGGAAUUCCUCCUCCUGGGGUUCUCAGAUGAUCCAGAACUGCAGCCUGUAAUCUUCAGCCUGUUCCUGUCCAUGUAUCUGGUCACCAUGCUAGGGAAUCUACUGAUCAUCCUGGCCGUCAGCUCUGACUCCCGUCUUCACACCCCCAUGUACUUGUUCCUCUCCAUCCUGUCCCUGGCUGACAUUGGUUUCACUUCUACCACGGUCCCAAAGGUGAUUUUGGACAUUAAAACUCAUAACAGAGUCAUCUCUCAUUUGGGCUGCCUGGUUCAGUUGUCUUUUUUAAUUUUUGGAUGUUUGGACAGUGUACUCUUAACUGUGAUGGCCUAUGAUCGGUUUGUAGCUAUUUGUUAUCCUCUGCACUACCCAGUCAUCAUGAACCCCCACCUCUGUAGCCUGCUCAUUCUGGUGUCCUUUUUGAUCAGCCUUCUGGACUCUCAGCUUCACUGCCUCAUGAUGUCACGGCUUAACUUUUGCAUAAAUGUGGAAAUUCCUCAUUUCUUCUGCGACAUUCCUCAGCUCCUCAGACUUUCCUGUAAUGGUAUUUCCACCAAUAAAUUAUUCCUGUAUUUUAUUGGUGCCAUCUUUGGUGGUAUUCCCCUCUCAGGAAUCCUUUUCUCUUAUACACGAAUUGUUUCUUCCAUUCUGAGAGUCCCAUCCACAGGUGGGAAGUAUAAAGCCUUCUCCACCUGUGGCUCUCACCUGUCAGUUGUUUGCUUAUUUUAUGGAACAGGUCUUGGGGUGUACCUCAGUUCAGCUGUCUCACAUUCUUCCAGGAAGGAUGCAGUGGCCUCAGUAAUGUAUGCUUUAGUUGUUCCCAUGCUGAAUCCCUUCAUUUACAGCCUGCGGAACGGGGAUGUCAAGAGGGCUUUGCAGAGACUCCUCAACAGAACAGUCUAG
Messenger RNA from Lutra lutra (Eurasian river otter), 924 nucleotides. Its product is annotated as olfactory receptor 18-like. The record is from RefSeq and is a predicted model, not a curated record. NCBI's taxonomy places the organism in Eukaryota, Metazoa, Chordata, Mammalia, Carnivora, Mustelidae. Gene Ontology annotation, cellular component: membrane. Gene Ontology annotation, biological process: G protein-coupled receptor signaling pathway. Gene Ontology annotation, molecular function: olfactory receptor activity; G protein-coupled receptor activity.